Sclerotinia borealis F-4128 is the source of this 2412-nucleotide messenger RNA. The record is from the annotation of a GenBank genome assembly. NCBI's taxonomy places the organism in Eukaryota, Fungi, Ascomycota, Leotiomycetes, Helotiales, Sclerotiniaceae.
AUGGCUCCUCUACUUGAUUUCUUCUCGGUCCUCGCUGGCUGCAUUGCUACUGUUAAUGGCCAGGCUUGGGACUCUUCUUUGUUCGAGACAUCUCCGCCAGUCUAUCCUUCUCCUGAAUUACAAGGUACAGGCUGGGAGGCUGCCCUCGGCAAGGCCAACGCUUUCAUUGGUGCUCUUACACUGGAAGAAAAGGCCGUACUGUUAACUGGUGCAAAUGGACCCUGUGUUGGCAACAUCUCACCAAUUCCACGUGUUGGAUUCAAGGGACUCUGUCUCCAAGAUGGACCACUCUCCUUAAGACAAGCUGAUGACGUUACUGUGUUCCCUGCGGGUCUUACUACUGCUGCAUCCUGGGAUCGAAGCCUCAUGAACACCCGAGGGGAAUAUCUCGGCGCUGAAUUCCGCGGCAAAGGUGCUCAUAUCUUCUUGGGACCUGUAGCUGGCCCUCUGGGUAGAAGUGCCAUGGCAGGAAGAAACUGGGAAGGAUUCUCUCCAGAUCCCUAUCUCACUGGAGUUGCUAUGGAAGAAACAAUCAUCGGUGUUCAGUCACAGGGUGUUCAGGCCAGUGCCAAACAUUUCCUCGCUUAUGAACAAGAGACCCAGCGAAACACUGAAGGCAUCUUUGAUCCAAAGUGGUUCCCUAACGAUACUCAACAACUCUCUGUUUCUUCAAAUGUUGAGGAUAGAACUCUGCAUGAGUUAUAUAUGUGGCCAUUUUACAAUGCCGUUCGCGCUGGAGUCGCAAACGUCAUGUGCUCUUAUAAUCGAGUCAACUCGUCCUACUCUUGUCAAAACUCUAAGCUCUUGAAUGGCUUACUCAAGACUGAGCUUGGUUUCCAGGGGUUCGUUGUAUCUGAUUGGAUGGGUACUCAUGCUGGUGUAGCUUCUGCCAAUGCAGGCUUAGAUAUGACUAUGCCUGGAGCUGCAUGGAUGGGCCCAAUAGCUUCUGGAAUUCCAUCAUACUUCGGUGCCAAUCUUACUGCUGCCGUCAAUAAUGGAUCUGUCUCACUCGAUCGCCUCGACGAUAUGGCCCUGCGAGUCAUGACUCCGUACUUCUUCCUUGGACAAGAUCAAGAUUUCCCUCUUAUCGAUUCCUCUUCAGGUGCUUAUCCGCAAAUGAACAGCUUCAAUGCUCCGUCCACUUAUGCAUCGAACUGGACUACUUCCAUGGGUACUCCCGAUGUUGACGUUCGUGGAAACCACAGCUGGUUGGUUCGCGAACUUGGUGCAGCUGGAACCGUUCUUCUCAAGAAUACCAACAAUGCACUUCCUCUCAAAGCCCCCAAACGCAUUGGAGUCUUCGGAAAUGCGGCCGGUGAUUUGACAAAUGGUCCUUAUCCCAAGGAUAAAGAUUACGAGUACGGAUGUUUACCAGUUGGUGGUGGAUCUGGUUCUGGCAGAUUCUCUCAACUUGUUUCUCCUCUUGACGCCAUCAAGACUCGCGCUGCUAAGGAUGGCUCCAUGGUUCAAUUCAUCUUAAACAACACACAACUAGCCACCCUAGGAGGUUUUAAAGAUAUUAUUUACCCAGUCCCAGAUGUAUGCUUAGUAUUUAUCAAGACAUACGCAUCCGAGGGCGACGAUAGAACCAGCUUGUCUUUCGAUUGGAACGGAGACGAAGUCGUCGAACAAGUCGCCGCAAACUGCAGCAACACAAUCGUCAUCUCCCAAGCCGCGGGUGUAAACCUCAUGCCAUGGGCUGACCACCCCAACGUCACGGCUAUCCUCGCGACUCAUCUCUCCGGCGACCAAAUCGGAAAUAGUUUGGUAGACGUCCUCUACGGCGCAUACAAUCCCUCAGGGCAUCUCCCAUACACUAUCGCCUACAAUGCUUCAGACUAUGCAUUUGCCCCCAUCACCACCAGCGUAAACUCUACUGCGCCAGGCGCCUGGCAGUCAGACUUCACGGAACGUUUACUCAUUGAUUAUCGAUACUUUGAUUAUCAUAACAUAUCCGUACAGUACGAAUUCGGAUUCGGACUUAGCUACACCACAUUCAACCUGACCAACCUCACCAUCUCCCCCCUUUCCAACACCACACUUUCCUCGAUUCCCUCGCCCAUGGCACCAAACACCAGUAUCCCGGGCGGAAACCCCGAUCUCUGGACUCCCGUCUACCGCAUCACGACUUCAAUAUCUAAUACGGGAAAUCUCUCCGGAGCAGCAGUUCCUCAAUUGUAUAUCACGAUUCCGGAUACGGAUGGAGAGAUGCCGGUUCAACAGUUGAGGGGUUUCGAUAAGGUGACUUUAGAGGUAGGUGGGAGUACGGAAGUGGAGUUUGAGUUGAUGAGGAGGGAUAUUAGUAUUUGGGAUGUAGAGUUGCAGGAGUGGAGGAUUCCGGAGGGAGAUUUUGCGGUGAGGGUGGGUUUUUCGAGUAGGGAUUUGAGGGUGGAGGGGAGUUUUAAUGUUUAG